Molecule: messenger RNA, 1599 nt
Organism: Suillus fuscotomentosus
Lineage: Eukaryota; Fungi; Basidiomycota; Agaricomycetes; Boletales; Suillaceae
Product: plasma-membrane choline transporter-domain-containing protein
Exons: 19
Coding region: 1-1599 (532 amino acids)
Biological process (GO): transmembrane transport
Cellular component (GO): plasma membrane
Molecular function (GO): transmembrane transporter activity
Source: RefSeq, a predicted model, not a curated record
AUGGCCCAUUGGAACAAGGAUCGCAUCAGAGAACCUUGGGGAGUGCAACAGGGACAGGGGUAUCCCCCAUUCUAUACUACCCUCGGCGCAGAGCCGACGCCUGGACACUCUCAGCCAUAUGCCCAACCAGUCGUUCAGCCGCAGUACGAUCCACAAUCAUCUGCAAACCAAAAAACACCCUUCGACGACGGUCGGUUUGAGCCGAAGAAGCAGGUCAACGACAUUCUCUUCCUGGUCCUUUUCAUUCUGCAGUUUGCCGGGUUUGUGGCGCUUUCAGGAAUUGCCCUCUCAGGAUACGUGUCAAAUAACGGGCUUGGGGGUGGUGUAGGCAAUGGCUCCCAGGUUGGCUCGUCGGUGACCCUCAAUCGCCAUACUGCCUACCUUCUGUUGUUUGUCACUGCGGCAGCUCUUGUCUUAUCUAUAGCCUACUUGAUCCUCGCACGCAUCUUUACACGGGCCUUGAUGCACAUCACUCUCGUUUUGUCUAUAAUACUCAACAUCGCCAUUUGCGUUUAUUACUGGAUUACUGGCUACUAUUCUGGUGCCAUCAUAUUCACUAUCAUUGCCUUGAUUUCGAUCUUUGCCUAUUUUGGCUUUAGGUCCCGCAUUCCAUUGGCGUCCCUUCUCCUGCAAGUAGUAAUGGAUAUAUCCAAACAUCACAAGAGCGUCUACGUCGUCGUCUUCAUCGCCUUGAUUUUGCAAGCUGCUCUAACCGUGUGGUUUUCCUAUACACUGAUUGCGAUGCAAGUAUACACGAAAUGGACACCUGGCAACCCAAGUUGCGACAACGGAACGUCUUGUUCUGGAAGUACUGUGGCAGGCCUAGUAUUCUAUGCAAUAUUUUCGUACCUCUGGACAUCUCAAGUCAUCGGUAAUGUCGCCUUAGCCACUCUUGCUGGUGGACCGUACGGAAACUGGUAUUACUUCGGACCUCGAGAGCAGCAAUUGAUGCCAAAGCAUCCAACCCUUAGCGCAUUUGGACGCGCUUCAACGCUUUCUCUUGGGUCAAUAGCAUUUGGAUCCCUGAUUGUCACUAUUUUGGAAAUUGUUCGCCUUAUCCUAAAUGCUGCGAGGAACAAUGCAAAUGCGCAAGGAAGUUUCGUAGAAGCAUGUCUUGCUUGUUGCGCAGAGUUCUUCGUUGGGUGUAUCGAAGGACUGGUAAGGUACUUCAAUAGAUAUGCCUACAUCGAGAUUGCGCUCUAUGGAAAACCUUACAUUAAAGCAGCAAAAGACACUUGGACCAUGUUCAUGGAUCGUGGAAUUGAUGCGCUUGUCAACGAUUCAUUGGUCGGCAUGACUUUGACGUGGGGGGCGUAUGCCAUUGGGCUUCUAUGCUCACUCUUUGGGUAUCUCUACCUGCGCCUGACACACCCUGCAUAUAACGCCGAUGGACAGUACACAGCACCGGUUGUCUUGUUUGGAUUCAUCAUUGGACUGCAAUGCUCGAUGACAAUGUCCGCUGCCAUAGAGGCAGGAGUGUCUACUAUCUUCGUAGGUCUCGGAGAAGAUCCACAAGUAUUAGCUGCACGCGCACCUGACCUAUUCAGGCUCAUUGCUCUUACUUAUCCUCGUGUCGUUCAAGGGGUACCGAGGGUUUGA